UACAUAUAUGCCUCACCAAACGCAUCUCUCAAACUCAAAAACAGAUUCUCUUUCGUCUCAGUUUUCUUUCUCGCCCUCGUGGCUGUAUCUCUUUUCUACUCUUCAGAUCCGUUUUGCGUUAGCCGAUCCGACCCGUUCCUGAACGACCUAACGGACUCUCUUCUCUUCUGUUAAUUCGAUCGAUACUCGCCAGGAUGGCAGAUCCUCAGAUUAGUAAACUCAGCGCCGGAAGCCGGCAGCAGCCGAGUCGAUUGCAGCGGCGUGCACCGUCAUCGUUAUUGAUAAAUCGGUCGUGCGAGUGGAACGUUGCGAUUCCACUUUUGUCGCCGACGAUGGAGGAACUACCGCCGGUGGUGACUUCGACGGAAGGAGCGCCGCCGAAAGAGCAGCCGCAGCAACAGAAAAGGCUUCCUAGUGCGGAGCCGGAGAAUGUGGUUUUCCAGAAGUGGCAGCAUCCGGCGGCACCAUUCUGCUACGAUCCGCCGCCAUCUACGGUGGUGGCUCCGUUCGUCCCGGUGGAGUUGUGAAGACGCAGCAGGUGGGAGGAUGAUCGGAUGGUUGAGAAUAAAUCAGGAGAAGAUCUGACGGUGUAUGUUUGGUGGAGAAGCUUUUUCUGAUUUUGCUUACGUAGGAUAUAAAUAUGAACAUGAUUUUGCCAAAAAAGUCCAUACAAGUAGCCAAGGAGGUAUGAUUGACAAGUCCAUAGAAAUUUUAACCUGUGAACAAGAAACUUUUCAACUUCCCUUUUUUUUUACUUUUCUAGAUGAUAAUGAUGAUGAUGAUGGAUUUACGAGUAGCUUUUUCACUCCUCCUUUUUGAACUAAAAAGUUAAAUCCCCCAAAAGUUACUGCAAAUAUAAAUUAUAGGCAUACUUUAUGUGUGUUUGCAUAUCACGCUAUUUAGAUUUAGUGAUAUAUUUUAGGCAGAAUUACAAGUCCCAGCAAAAAAAAUUUAAUUCUCUUAAAAUUUAUUAACAAGUGAAGAUUAAGAAUAAGUAAUGAUAAGUAAGAAAUAAUAAUAACUUUAGGUUCAUCGCUUAUCAUUAGGAUUUUUUGUAAUUAAAUUUUUUGUUAAGACCUUUUGAUGAUUCUCUUUA
Molecule: messenger RNA, 1096 nt
Organism: Neltuma alba
Lineage: Eukaryota; Viridiplantae; Streptophyta; Magnoliopsida; Fabales; Fabaceae
Exons: 1
Coding region: 195-527 (110 amino acids)
Cellular component (GO): nucleus; cytoplasm
Source: RefSeq, a predicted model, not a curated record